GACAUAGGGGAAGGGUGGUGGGAGGCCAGGAAUUCACAUGGGGAACAGGGCUUGAUUCCUGAGGCUUAUGUGGAGAUUGAGGUGGACUCUGUACCAGAACCCAACAUUCCCCUCCCUCCACCACCCCCAGGGUUUGAACAGGACAAUGCCUUACAAUAUACCACAGACGCACCCAGGCAGUCCAUGCACCAUAUUCCUUAUCAGGAUACGGGCCAACAGCACAACUAUCAACAACAACAACAACAUCAGCAGCAGCAACAGUACCAACAGCAACAAUAUCAACAACAACAACAAUACCAUCAACAACAACAACAACAACAGCAGCAGCAGUACCAUGACUACAAUCAAGAUAGGAGUAAUAUACCUCAGACCCAGGAAAGCUUUGAUGACUGGGAUGAUGACUGGGAUGAUGAUGAUGAUGCCUCAAGUACCACAACAGAACAGACAGGAGGCCAAGCUGAUGCAGGAUCUUCCAGAAUCAAUCGCCAGUCGGCUGAUCCUUCCAAAUUUGGAACAGUAAAGAAAGGAUUUAACAGAUUUUCCACAUUUGUCAAAACUGGUGGAGAAGCCUUUAUGUUAGGAACAACUUCAGUUGCUAGGGUGCCUGAAAAUGAAAUGGUGAAAAUAAUUGAAACAAGUGAAGGCUUUAUGUGGGAGCCUAACCCACAUCCCUUUACAUGUAAUGUUGCCUCACCAAAGAAGGAGAGCAAGUUUAAAGGGAUGAAAAGUUUUAUUGCAUACCAGAUAACACCUACGUUUAGUGGAAUUCAAGUGAGCAGAAGAUAUAAACAGUUUGAUUGGUUGCAUAAAAGACUGGAGAUUAAAUUCCCAUGUAUUGUGGUCCCACCUUUACCAGACAAGCAGGUCACAGGUCGUUUUGAAGAAGAAUUCAUUCAAGAAAGGAUGCGCCAGUUACAAGAGUGGAUAGAUCGUCUAGUCAAACAUCCUGUAGUUAGCAGGAGUGAAACUUUCAUUCAUUUUCUAACUACCACUGAUGAAAAGGGUACUAAUCGGGUAAGUGGUUCAAUCUGGAAAACACACAUUUAUAAAAAUCCCAGCUUAUUGACAAUAGCAAUACCAUAGUGUGUACAUGCUAUAUAAUGCUGAGGCUGAGUAAUAAGUAUUAGCAUGGCCUUGUGGUCAUUGGGGCAUUUUGAUACAGCUACUGCCUUCAACUUCUAUUCUCCUUUACUCCUUGCCACCCAAAAAUCCAUGGCCGUGCUUUGUCCCAAUCAUUUUUAAUGUAUGUAGUGUGUCAUGAUGCCUUUUGUCUUUCUCUUCCAAAAAUUGAGUUCCAUGCCAUGUUUCACGGAGUACCGCUGUUUCAGAUUUACAUGGCAUGGGUCCAAACCAAUGGAGUUAUCUCUGGCUCGCUAUUCCAUGCCAUGUUGUUCUUAACCAUGUAUUUUUUGUUA
This is a messenger RNA of Lingula anatina, 1415 nucleotides long. Its product is annotated as sorting nexin-33. Gene Ontology annotation, cellular component: cytoplasmic vesicle; plasma membrane. Gene Ontology annotation, molecular function: phosphatidylinositol binding; protein binding. Gene Ontology annotation, biological process: endocytosis; mitotic cell cycle; plasma membrane tubulation. The record is from RefSeq and is a predicted model, not a curated record. Lineage: Eukaryota; Metazoa; Brachiopoda; Lingulata; Lingulida; Lingulidae.